This is a messenger RNA of Corythoichthys intestinalis (scribbled pipefish), 2472 nucleotides long. RefSeq names its product 14-3-3 protein beta/alpha-1. The record is from RefSeq and is a predicted model, not a curated record. Bases 170 to 904 code for a protein of 244 amino acids. Gene Ontology annotation, cellular component: cytoplasm. The transcript has 6 exons. NCBI's taxonomy places the organism in Eukaryota, Metazoa, Chordata, Actinopteri, Syngnathiformes, Syngnathidae. Gene Ontology annotation, biological process: intracellular protein localization; signal transduction.
AUGUCUUACGUAAGGCAGAUGUGUGGCGAGAAAAGAGGAAAUGCAAGUAGCCGUCUAACGGAAGUGGUACUGCCCUGAGAUAUAGGCUGAGCGCGACGGGAGGACGGAAGCAUUAAAAGGUCUAACGGAGAGUUGAGAAUAAUCAGGAUUCAAAGUCGCCGAUAUUAAAAUGGAUAAGAGCGAUCUGGUACAGAAUGCCAAGCUUGCUGAGCAGGCUGAGCGCUAUGAUGAUAUGGCUGCAGCCAUGAAGAGCGUGACGGAGCAAAGUACGGAGCUGUCAAACGAGGAGCGUAACCUUCUCUCUGUUGCCUAUAAGAAUGUGGUCGGGGCGCGCCGCUCAUCCUGGCGCGUCAUCUCCAGCAUUGAGCAGAAGAUCGAAGGCAAUGACAAGAAGAAGCAGAUGGCACGCGAAUAUCGGGAGAAGAUCGAAUCGGAGCUGCAGGAAAUCUGCCACGAUGUGCUUGGGCUACUGGACAAGUACCUCAUUGUGAAUGCUGGUAGUUCUGAAGGCAAAGUGUUCUAUCUGAAAAUGAAAGGUGACUAUUAUAGAUACCUGUCUGAGGUUGCAUCUGGGGACGCUAAGAAAGAUACAGUGGACAAUUCCCAGCAAGCUUACCAGCAAGCUUUCGACAUUAGCAAGGGAGAUAUGCAGCCAACCCACCCCAUUAGGCUUGGCCUUGCCCUCAACUUCUCUGUCUUCUAUUAUGAGAUCCAGAACAACCCAGAAAAGGCCUGCAGUCUGGCAAAGACGGCCUUUGAUGAAGCCAUUGCUGAGCUUGACACCUUGAACGAGGAUUCGUACAAAGACAGCACCCUGAUCAUGCAGCUACUAAGGGACAAUUUGACUCUGUGGACAUCAGAAAACCAGGGAGAUGAAGGGGAGACCGGAGAAGGGGAAAACUAAUGGAAUUGCACUGUUAAUCCACCUACACUCUUAUCUUAAAACACAGACAGCUUAUAUACACACCCCCUUCCCUCCCUUCCCUCCCUCCACUCCAUCAGCCCCUCCCUCUUCUGUAUGACAAGCAGCCUGAAUUGCUCCUGACCAACUAGUUUCUCCCUCUCAGUUCACUGUGAGGCGACAGGGUCAUUUUCAGUUGUUAGUACGUUCAGUCACUUUGUAGACACUUGUAUUGUUUUCGUUAGCUUUGUGUGUACGUCUGCAUGUUUGUGGGAGCGAGUGAGAGUGUAAAAGAUAUUUUGUGUGUGCGCGCACUUGUGUGAAAGAGAUCUCGGGGGGAGGUGUUGUGAAUUUUAAUCGUCCUUCCAAAUUCCUGUGUCCCAGCUAGUUUGUGGCGCCCCCCCCCCCUUUUUUUUUGUUACUUUUAUUAUUGUGAUUCAACAUGGUAUUUACAGGUUCUAUUGUAUGGGUUUUAUUGUAUGGUAAUUAAACUGGCAAACACUGUGAUGGUAGGUGUUCCAUUUGCUUCACAACCCAAAAGCGGUUUGCGUUUAGUCUGUUUCGGACUCAUGUACAAUCCUGUAUUCAACUUACUGCAAUUCUGCUGUGGUCUCAUACAGAACGGAGGCAGGCUGUAUUGUGACACUGACAUCUGAGUGUAAUGCGCCUCAAUCAUGCUCAUAAACUUAAAGGGACCCUUUAAAUAUUAUAUUUCAAAUUGUGAAGGCAUUUUCUAUUACAAGUGCUCCCUGAAAGGCGUUGUUUUCCCUCCCUCUUCUACAAACUUAAGGGUAAAUUGAGUCACUGGUGAAAUACUUUUGUCGCAUGUGAUUGCAAGAUUGACUAUCGUCUAUAAAAUACCUGAAGAAAACUCGAGUUGUCUUGAAAUGUUUUACCUCAAUCACUGUACGAGUCUCGCUUGCAAAAUAACCCCUUUAACAUGUCUUUGUGUCUGGUUUAACCUCUAUUCCUUUUUACAAUUGGUGUUAAAAAUGCUUACAAAUUAUGAUAAGACAGCCUCACAAAGGGUAUGGUGUCAUUUUGACUGAAUGAUAGUGUCCUAAAUCUUGGGAAGGUGCCAUUUCAUCUCAUUUGAAAGAAAAUCAGUGUCACAAUACUGUGUAUCACCACUACAUUCCACAUAUUGUAGUUGAAGACACCAUUCCACGUUAUUACGCAGUUUCUUCUGACAAUGCUCCAAGGAAUUGAAAUGUUUUGUUGAUUAAAAAAAAAGAAGAAAAAAAAACUCAAUUUCAUUAUGCUUGAUGAAAAUGCAGUUAGUGAAUGUGGAACGAAGCCUGUCUGUAUAUCUGGUAUUUACUUGCUUUGUUUUUACUGACAAGUCUUAUGGCUAAAAUGCUUCUGUAACAGUCUAUUACCCAGUGCACACACGUGGUUGUGAAAAUUUAGAAUAGUUCUAAAAAGCAAUGAUGACUUGGAGAUAAACAAUGGUUGGUGUAAUUCUAGCUUUGUGUUUAUGUAUCUUAAAACCAUUCUAGUUUCACUCUACAUGUAAUACAUAGGAACGUGUCAAAGACCAUUCAGUGAAAUAAAGUUUCGUUUAAGAUAAA